Messenger RNA from Closterium sp. Yama58-4, 855 nucleotides. The record is from the annotation of a GenBank genome assembly. Lineage: Eukaryota; Viridiplantae; Streptophyta; Zygnematophyceae; Desmidiales; Closteriaceae.
AUGGAGCUCUUGAAGGAAGAAUCGGGAGCAGCGAAGCCUGCCGCUUCAUCCGCGGCUGCUCCCUCUUCUCCUCCUCCGCCGUCCGCGAAAGGCGUCGUCGCGUCGCUAGUGCACGCAUUCGAGGUCCACACGCAACAUCAACAUCAACAUCAACACCCGCAUCUCGCGUUUCAAUCUGGCCCUCACGGGUCCGCUGAUGGCGACGAGCCCGUUCAGGAGCGACAUCGCCGGCGACAAUCCACAUGUCGCGAAUCCGAAGACCAGCCGUUCCCGAAGCGCGCGAAGCUGGGCGACGUGGAUGAAGAUUUUGCUGAACGUGCUGCUGCUGCCGAGCGUACGUCUUCACCACCGCAUGCUGCUGCCGAGGGCCGUAAAAUCUCCUCACCAACGCGUAUUGCUGAUGAGGGACCUCAACUUGCGUCACCACGGUAUGCUGACUCUGACGCCCUAGCAAUUAAUCCACGCUCAUUAGGCGACGAGCUGGCGCCUCGUGGUAGUGCGGACGGUGCAUCUGUCGCGAACGAUGAACUUCGUAUUACCAUGAAUGGCGCGAGUGGUGCAAUUCGUGAUGCUGCUGCUGAUGAUGCGUCCGCGGCGGGGGGUAUCGACGAGCUGUGGCGGAAGGCAGAGCUGCGCGCGGUGACGGCGGAGGUGGCGGAAAGCGACGCGCGGAUGAAAGCGCUGGAGGCGGAGCGGGAUGCACUGGAAAUGAGGGUUGCGCGCGCCAGCGAAAGAUGCAGGAAGGCUGAGGCGUCAGUUCAACAAGCGACGUCAGCGGUGCACUUGGCGCGGCAUGCGCAGUACUCCCUGCGGGCGGCAGAAUGGGCGGCAGCAGUGGGAGGCCGGAAUCAGUAA